This is a messenger RNA of Dicentrarchus labrax (European seabass), 3091 nucleotides long. RefSeq names its product arginine vasopressin receptor 2, like (gene avpr2l). Bases 1267 to 2169 code for a protein of 300 amino acids. NCBI's taxonomy places the organism in Eukaryota, Metazoa, Chordata, Actinopteri, Moronidae. Gene Ontology annotation, biological process: G protein-coupled receptor signaling pathway; regulation of systemic arterial blood pressure by vasopressin; positive regulation of vasoconstriction. The transcript has 2 exons. The record is from RefSeq and is a predicted model, not a curated record. Gene Ontology annotation, molecular function: peptide binding; vasopressin receptor activity. Gene Ontology annotation, cellular component: membrane.
GGACGGCUAGCUGCACGGCUGAAUGAGCUAGUACUAGCAGUAGUUAGUGGCUAUGGUAGCUAACCCCCAACAACAAGUAAAGAUCUCUAUUCAUCAGAAAACUCUGAAGAAACUCAAACAGCCAGAAGACUGGGAAAACCAGAAAUAUGUUCUUUAUAAAAUAUGAUCCUGUCUCAUCAAAAUCAAAGUUGUGUUUUUGUGUUGUAAUCAGUGAGGCCUGGCACCCAGAAACACUUCCCUUCGGCAGCAGCUAUCAUUUUUCCAACUCUUAUCUUACUUGUGAUCUGAUAAACACUAAAUUCAUCAAAUUCAGUGCCCCAUGUUGCUAUUUUCCAAGCUAAGUUACUGUAGCUGUCAUACACCAUCAGCACACCAGCAAGAGGAUGAGGAGGUGCUCACAAGAACUGGCUGCUCCCUUUUGGCAGGCAUCUGGAAGUUAGCCAAUCAGAAGAUAAUGGGCUUAUAUGGUGCCUUAAAGAGACAGGCGUUAAAACAACUUGUUUCAGACAGGAUGAACUGAGGGGCUGAAUAAGGGCCAAUAUAAGAUAAAUAAGGAGUUUUUUAAAAACUGUGAAUUAUGCAAAGUUAAUCGAGUGCGGUCCCAGAAUAGAAAUAUAGAGCUGUAAAUUAGCACAAUAGGUCUCCUUUAAUCUGGGAUCUACUGCGAUGAAGAGAUGAUGAUCAUUUACACACGUAGUUUGACAUUUAACAUUCUAUUACAUUACUAAAUAAUACAUUUGAAUACUUACAAGUAUGAUCAUUGUGGUCUAAUACACACAUUGGCAAUAGAUCUGAUUAACAUUGCUGAAACAAUUCUUUGGAUCUGAAAAGUAAAGUUAAGAUGUAUAAUAAUAGAACAUAGAUAUUUUGAUUACCUGUUAAAGGGCCAUGUGAAGAUGAAUUAGAGAUUAAUAUUGAUGAUUAAUUAAAGUUCAGUUCAUUUCACUUUGCAUUUAGAGGUUUUGGUUUUGAGGAUUAGAGCUUUUUAGAAUUUAUUUUUUAUUUGCAUUCUAGUCUUGUGUUUAUUUCUGUAUCUCGUAAGGCUGACAUUGACAUUCAGUCGCCACUGACCCCCCUCACCCCUUCAAGUGGAUGACUUUCCCUUCUCACAGCCACCACAGUCACUCACACCACACACGCGCAAAGAAGGAAAAUGUCGAGACGUAUCUGCGCCAACACUGCAAUAUUGCAACUCCUGGAACAUGCAACGUUGAUUGAACCCUGAAGUUACGGGACCAACAGGACACAUCAGGAAUUUGCGCUUAAAUGGAUCCCAGAAGCAACAGCUCUGAAAAGGCACCAGAUGAGGAUGGAGAAGUGCAUGGACAUUUUGCGCUCAUCAGAGCUGGGAUUUUGGGUUUGAUUUUUGUGCUCGCAACAUGUGGAAAUCUCUUCUUCUUAGGCACACUUUGGAAGAAGCGAAAAAGAAACACGAGGACCCAGCUGUUCCUACUGCACUUGUGCUUGGCGGAUCUGGUGGUCGCAUUCUUCCAAGUCCUACCGCAAUUUCUCAUUGAAAUUACGCACAGGUUCCGAGGCACAGACUUCCUGUGCCGGUCCGUAAAAUACUUGCAGGUGGUUGGGAUGUUUGCCUCCACGUACAUGAUGGUGGCUAUGACCAUAGACCGGUACCAUGCGGUUUGUAAGCCGAUGGUUUCCUUCUUAAAGGGUUCAUUUAGGAGAUACCUCUCCAUAGGCGCAGCGUGGCUGAUCUCCCUCGCCUUCAGCUCUCCUCAGCUCUUCAUCUUCUCUCUCCAGGAGGUGGAGGAGAACCAGUACGACUGCUGGGCGACAUUUAUAGAACCGUGGGGGAGCAGGAUCUAUAUCAGCUGGAUCACCCUGUCGGUGUAUGCCCUGCCUGCCGUCAUUUUGCUCUAUUGCCAGUUAAGAAUAUGCACAACAAUCUACUUCAACAUGAAGAGAAAGGCGCUGCAGGCCAGGCGCACGGGCACGAAUGGGGUGUCCAACGCGAAGUUGAAGACUGUGAAAAUGACAUUUGUGAUUAUAAUGACUUAUACGGUGUGUUGGAGCCCAUUCUUUGUUGUGCAGUUAUGGUCUGCAUGGAGCCCCAGCAGUGCGCCCACUAAAGGUCCAGUGUUUGCAAUCAUCAUGCUGCUGGCCAGUCUCAACAGCUGCACCAACCCUUGGAUAUAUCUCUACUAUAGCUAAAAUCAUUUUUAAAAAAAGAGGCAAAGCUUUAUGAACUAAUACUUAUAUGGAUGUUUCAUAUCAAGGCAUAGAUACAAGCCUGGGCCUGAUGAAGUCUGGAUGGGUCAUCUGGAUGAGGAUACCUGACACCCAGAAAACCCCCAAAAAAGUUCAGCAUAGAUCUUGUGUUUCAAUCUGUGUUAGCUGUUGUGUAAUGCUCUUUCAUGAGCACUAUGGCCACAAGCAAAUUUGUAAAAAAUAAUAAAGAGGACUGAAAUUCAUUGUGUCAUCACUUUCAUGCUACAAAUUCUGACUGUAUAUGAGUAUUAGAUUGAAUUUCUGUUGGUAUUUUACAGUAUUUUGUGAGUUAAUACUAUGUUUUCAAUGUUCUGACAAAUAAAACAUUAAUUGUGCAUUAAAGAAAACAUACUGUAUAUGUUUUUGCAGAAUAGUUUACAGCUGUGAAACAAGCUAAGACAUAUUCCUUGUUUAAUGCAUAUUUAAAUAUGGCAGCGUAAGUAUCUUUUCCUCCAGGAGUAACGAUACUUGCGCAGAGCACAACACUGUCUUUCAUUCAGUUCUGGAGCAAAUUAUGUGCAAAGCCUUUAAAAAAAAUACCCAUUAAAAAGCCACACAUAUUUGUACUUAUUUUAACUAUAAUGUAAACUGCACACAUGAGCUACCCGCAUCGCUUCCUUUCGCUUUGCCUUUUUGUAUGAUCACAAAUAAACACAGCUAUUCCUGAUUUUCAAUCUAAUAAAUAAAUAAUUUUUUGCCUACAAUACGUAGAGCAGCAUUUGUUUCGGUAGCAGAGAUGUAAAGCACCUGUUGGAAUUUGUUACUACUCUGCUCCUAAAGAGAUCAUCUGAGGAACACAGUGAGAUUAAGUGUUUUCAUUUUUGAAAAUGCUUUUAAAAUGGACAUUAAUAAAAAGACGGCUGUA